CACACAAGUAGUUAAGCUGAAGUUCCUCGUGUUCCCCGGUUUAUGUAGCAGCCUCUGACUGCUAACCUGCAGCCUGGCUCUGGAGAGCAGAGAGGAGGAAGCUGGAGCUUGUCUGGACGUCGCCGGCUCUGCAGAGGAGGCUCUGGGGGUUCAGAGGCAGCUACAGCGGCAGGCUCGGCCUGGAACUUCGAGUGCCUGUGGAAUGAACGAAGCUGAAGAGUUUCUAGUCGGAUCAUUUCCACUUCUCAGAGCCUAUUAACUGUACAAUCAGCUUGCAUUCCCAAUGGCCAAGCGUACGUUCUCCACGUUGGAAAUUAUGUUAAUCUUUCUCCUAGUGAUGAUGACGGCUGUCACUGUGGCCCUUCUGAGCCUCCUCUUCAUCACCAGCGGGACAACUGAAAGCAAAUCAGAACCGUCCCACACUUCUCCAGCACCCACCUCCAAGAUUCCUUCAACCACCAUCAGCACCAGCUCCCAGGAUCCUCCCGUGUUUCAGAACUUCAGUGGCUACCAUAUUGGUGUUGGACGAGCUGAUUGCACUGGACCCCUGGCAGAUAUUCCUUUGAUGGGGUAUGCAAAGUCUGGCCAGGUGGCCGGUGGCCUUCUCACCAGACUCUACAGUCGAGCUUUCCUCAUAGCAGAAGCCAAUACAACCAAACGAGUGGUGUUUGUCAGUGUCGACAUAGGCAUGAUGUCGCAGAGACUCAGACUGGAGGUCCUGAAAAGACUGCAGAGCAAAUACCCUGGCUUGUAUAGGCAGGAUAAUGUGAUCCUGAGCGGCACACACACCCAUUCGGGACCGGCGGGCUAUUUCCAGUACACUAUCUUCGUGCUGAGUAGCAAAGGCUUUAUCAAGCCAUCAUUCGAAGUCAUCGUGAAUGGCAUCGUGAAGAGCAUUGAGAUAGCACAUUCGAAUAUGAAACCAGGAAAAAUCUUUAUCAAUAAAGGAAAUGUGGAAGGUGUCCAGAUCAACCGCAGCCCUUAUUCUUACAUGCAGAAUCCUGAGUCUGAGAGACAAAGGUAUACCUCCAACACUGACAAGGAAAUGGUGGUCCUGAGGAUGGUGGAUUUAAAAGGAGAAGACCUGGGCGUUCUCAGCUGGUUUGCUGUGCACCCCGUCAGCAUGAACAACUCCAACCACCUAGUGAACAGCGACAAUGUGGGCUAUGCCUCUUAUCUGUUUGAGCAAGAGAAGAACGCGGGACAGCUGCCUGGACAGGGACCAUUUGUGGCUGCAUUUGCCUCAUCGAACCUUGGAGACGUGUCACCCAAUACUAAAGGUCCACACUGUAUCAACACAGGAGAAUCAUGUGAUAAUCCCAACAAUGCCUGCCCUGUUGGUGGGCCUGACAUGUGUAUGGCUGCAGGCCCUGGGAAGGAUAUGUUUCACAGCACACAGAUUAUAGGACAAUCCAUCUAUCAGAGAGCAAAGGACUUGUAUUCUUCGGCUUCCCAAGAGGUGACCGGGCCCCUGUCUUCAGCUCACCAGUGGGUGAACAUGUCAAAUAUCACCAUCCAACUUAAUUCUACGCAUACCGCAAGAACCUGCAAAGCAGCUCUGGGCUACAGCUUUGCUGCUGGGACUAUGGAUGGAGUUGGGGGACUCAAUUUCACCCAGGGAGCGACUGAAGGGGAUCCUUUUUGGGACACCAUUCGGGACCAGCUUCUGGGAGAACCGUCCAGUGAAACCAAAGAAUGUCACAAGCCCAAGCCCAUCCUGUUGAGCACAGGCGAGAUGACGAAGCCUCACCCGUGGCACCCUGAAAUUGUUGACGUCCAGCUGGUGACAAUUGGGUCCUUGGCCAUAGUGGCAAUUCCAGGAGAGCUGACGACGAUGUCUGGAAGACGACUCCGGGAGGCUGUUCAAUCAGAAUUUGAAUCUGAAGGUCAGCAGAAUAUGAAUGUUGUUAUUUCUGGCCUUUGUAAUGUUUACACUCAUUACAUUACCACCUAUGAAGAAUACCAGGUUCAGCGCUACGAAUCUGCUUCCACCAUUUAUGGACCACAUACUUUGUCUGCUUAUAUUCAGUUGUUUCGGGGCCUUGCUAAGGCCAUUGCAAUGAACACUGUUCCUGACUUGCCCAAAGGGCCAGACCCACCAUUUUUCACUGGUUUGAUGAACUUACUACCUGCCAGCCCUGCUGACAAAACACCGAAUAACAUGACAUUUGGAGAUGUGCUGCGGCAAGUGGAUCCACAAUACAGAAGGGGUGAUGUUGCUGAAGUGAGCUUUGUAGGAGCAAACCCCAGGAAUUCAGUGGAGAACACGACUCAUCAAACCUUUCUCACAGUAGAGAAAUAUCAGAAAGCUCCUGCAUUAUGGCAGGCGGUGCAUAAUGAUGCCUCCUGGGAAACGAGAUUUUACUGGCACAAAGGAAGCAGAGGACUAAGCAAUGUGACAAUAGAAUGGCACAUCCCAGAAACGACCCAGACUGGGACCUACAGGAUACGAUACUUUGGGCACAACAAGAAGAAGGAGCUUUUGAAGCCGGCAGUGAUUGAAUCAUUUGAGGGUUCUUCUUCAAACUUUGAAGUUGUCGUUCCUUAGUUAUAAACUAACAGGCAACCAAAAAAAAAACCACAAUUCUCCUUCCUCUGGAUAACUUCUAGAAUAUUGUUCCAUGGUCAACAUCAGCUGUUAGAGAUAGCACUUUAGGAGAUGGCUGACAUUGCCUCUCGUUUUGUCUGAGUUUCUCAUCUACUUCUUCUGGUUAAAGGAUUAUUUUUUGGUGGUGGCAUAUAAUGGAUUUAUGAGUCUUCUGGGCUUUGCAAACUUGAUAAAUUUAGCUCUGCAAUAUUGGAUGAGGCCAAAAUAGAUUGAAGUGAUGAUUUAUUACAACUCAGAGCACCUUUGCCCCACAUCAUCCUUAGACUUAAACUUACACACGCUUCAAAAUUUGAUGGAGUUGAUUUCAUGUUUAAUAAUAAACUUGGAAUGACAGAGAAAGGUUUUUACUCAUGGAGAGCCAGUGGAAAUAGGGCCAAAGGGGAAAUGCCUCUCAGCUGGAAAUUCCAUUAAAGAUGCGCUGAAUUCGUAGAUCUAAGAGAAAUUCCCAAAUUGCGAGCAACGGAAAAGCUGGUUCCCUUGCUACAAAUGAGGCAGUUUUCCACAAAAAUCCAAAAUACAUCUCAUCACCUAUUUUUGCUAUGAACACUCCCACCUCCCUCAAUCAACCAAUUAAUGGUAUUUGUUGAGCCCUUUCUAAGUGCAGGGUACUAUGUUCAAUGCUUGAAAAAGAAUUUAGCAGAGGAUGGCUCUCCAUCCUCCCACCUCCCAAGGAACUUCUUACUAGGUAGCAAUAUACCAAUUUUAUUUACUUCUUGCCUUGAAUGAAAUGUCAAUUAGUCUGGCCUAGUGACUACUGGACAUCUUGCUUUAUAAACCAAUUCUUGAACAAUAAAAACAAAGAAUGAGUUUCACUUGAUUAGAUUGUGAGCCCUCUGUGGGACAGGAACUAGAUUUGAAUUAAUCAAUUUGAAUUUACUGCAGUAUUUAGAACAACGCUUGACACAUAGUUAUGGUAUUUAUAUAGUGCUUACUAACUAAAAGCCCAAAUAUAGUACCCUGAUGAAAUAAUAUUGGCCAUAAAGACUUUGUUUCCAAGAUUCUGAAAUGUGUUAUUCAGAAGAUCUGAUACACUGUCACAAGGUCAAAACUGCAUUUACAAUGGAGUCUGAGUUACCGUGAAACUGAUGUCUGGAAAACCAAACUUAAGGUUCAAUCAUAAAAUGCCUAAAAAAAA
Messenger RNA from Ornithorhynchus anatinus (platypus), 3743 nucleotides. Its product is annotated as putative neutral ceramidase C. Gene Ontology annotation, cellular component: extracellular region. Bases 284 to 2548 code for a protein of 754 amino acids. Gene Ontology annotation, biological process: long-chain fatty acid biosynthetic process; sphingosine biosynthetic process; ceramide catabolic process. NCBI's taxonomy places the organism in Eukaryota, Metazoa, Chordata, Mammalia, Monotremata, Ornithorhynchidae. The transcript has 22 exons. The record is from RefSeq and is a predicted model, not a curated record. Gene Ontology annotation, molecular function: N-acylsphingosine amidohydrolase activity.